GUAAACAAGAAGUUCCGAUUUCGCCAAUUGAUUUGAAAAUCUGUCCAUUGUUUGCUAAAAAAUAUAGACUUUUUAUCUGAAUCUUUUCUGACUCUAAAAUAAAACAAAGUAAUGGCGAGGAGACCGGACGAGGAAUACGAUUACUUGUUCAAGAUUGUAUUGAUCGGCGAUUCUGGUGUCGGUAAAUCUAACUUACUUUCCCGAUUUACUCGAAACGAGUUUUGCUUGGAAUCUAAAUCUACCAUCGGAGUUGAAUUCGCCACCCGCACUCUCCAAGUUGAGGGAAGGACUGUGAAAGCUCAAAUAUGGGACACUGCUGGUCAAGAACGGUAUAGAGCAAUAACCAGUGCCUACUAUAGGGGUGCCCUUGGAGCACUUUUGGUCUACGAUGUUACUAAGCCGACGACAUUUGAAAAUGUAAGCCGAUGGUUGAAGGAACUCAGGGACCAUGCAGAUUCGAAUAUCGUGAUUAUGUUGAUCGGUAACAAAACUGAUCUGAAGCAUUUACGAGCGGUUUCCACAGAAGAUGGUCAAAGCUAUGCAGAGAAAGAGGGGCUUUCGUUCAUUGAGACAUCUGCACUGGAAGCAAUAAAUGUCGAGAAAGCUUUCCAGACCAUUCUCUCUGAAAUAUACCGCAUCAUGAGUAAGAAGUCACUUUCUUCCGAUGACCUGGCACCUACAAGUAUUAAAGAAGGGAAGACCAUCGCUGUUGGAGCACCAGAUGCCAACACUAAAAAGGCUUGCUGCUCAUCAUCUUGAACAUCCAUCUUUGAUCAUUACAAUUAUAAUUCUUCUUUUUUAAUUACAGUUUGUGUUUCUUUUAUAGCUUGUCUCGUGCUUACGGUGUAUGCAAUAGCUGUGCACCAUCUAUUGCUAUAUCGACUCGAAAUGUUAAUUUUCUUGUGAUUAUGAUUUAAAGGUGGGCAGUAACCUUCUUUGA
Messenger RNA from Gossypium raimondii (Peruvian cotton), 940 nucleotides. RefSeq names its product ras-related protein RABA2a. Gene Ontology annotation, cellular component: endosome. The record is from RefSeq and is a predicted model, not a curated record. The coding region runs from base 112 to 759 and encodes 215 amino acids. The transcript has 2 exons. Gene Ontology annotation, molecular function: GTP binding; GTPase activity. NCBI's taxonomy places the organism in Eukaryota, Viridiplantae, Streptophyta, Magnoliopsida, Malvales, Malvaceae.